This is a messenger RNA of Exophiala mesophila, 1914 nucleotides long. RefSeq lists its product as uncharacterized. NCBI's taxonomy places the organism in Eukaryota, Fungi, Ascomycota, Eurotiomycetes, Chaetothyriales, Herpotrichiellaceae. Gene Ontology annotation, biological process: DNA-templated transcription. Bases 1 to 1914 code for a protein of 637 amino acids. The transcript is spliced from 2 exons. Gene Ontology annotation, molecular function: zinc ion binding; DNA binding. The record is from RefSeq and is a predicted model, not a curated record.
AUGGACUUUGCUAAAGUAUUGAUAGGAGAUCAAGACAUCGAUGAUGUUGGGGGCGAUUGUGCACCACAUGAUUUGGCACCAUCUGUUCAGAAUUCUCAACAACACUUCCAUUUGAAGACCAUAUCCAAUCUUUGGCCAGAGGUGAUCAAUGCUGGUCUUGAGGCUUAUUUCGAUCGAUUCGACUGGUUUGUCCAACUUUUGCACGAGCCAACCUUCGCAGCCCGCGCGUCUGAAAUACUCCAGACCUCGACUUGGGAGGAAGAAGAACUUUGUGAGGUUAUCCUGGUCUUGAUGGUUGCCGCCUUAGGCUUUCAGUGCGCUUCAAAUGACGAUUCAUGGUACGGGCAUCAACUGCUGAAUCCUCUCAACGUUAAUGCCAUGUCAAUGGCGAAAUCCCUACUCACAGAGGUUGGCGUCCACUUCUAUCAAGUCCUUAUGCAGUCCAGGAUCGAAGCUUACCAAAUAGUCAUGUUAUUAAACAUCUACCAUGUCUACUUUGGCUCCCUAAAUUUCGCACGGCACAUUUCUGGUAUUCCAGCUCAAUGUGCUCAUAAGCUGGGUCUUCAUCGCGACGAUGGGAGCACUUUGGAUCAUAUCUCCUAUCAAGUUGGAAUCCGUUGUUGGAAUCACGCUGUCGUUGGUGAAUUGUUUGCGUCUAUGAUCUACGGCAAGCCAACGUCACUGGAUCCUAGCUUUGCCAGGUUUCGACAUAUGACAGAUCUACAGGAUCAAGACUUUCCACCAUUGACGGCAGGUCUGACGAUCCUCAAUGACAGCAGCACCCCUUUAUCACCUCUGAAGUUUCAUGUCCUCAAAUUUGAGUUAUACGGGGUCAUCAAGGAUCAUCUUCAAGCGACUAAGGCACUAGAGCUUGGGCCUAGAAUCACAGUACAAGAUCUUACUUUUUUGGUACAAGCAGUCAAAUUGGCGGAAGUGAAGCUGGCCAAAUGGCGAUCUGAAUUGCCGCCUGUAUUUGAUCCAAGCCACUGGACGGGUUCUGACCCUUGGGGCGACCUUCUUGUUGACGACUUGUCUUGUACAGCAAAGGAUCGUUCGUGCAGACGCAAUCUUGCACUACAAGGGGUCGUUCUUCAGGUUUUGCACGAUUCUGCCAUCAUCAUGUCCCAUCGGCCAUUACUUCAAUGUCGCAUAUCAAACUCAAGUGACCUGACCUCAGCCUUGAAGGACAUUCCAGACUCACUCGGAAUCUCUGCAGCAGCAGCCUUGAGAAUUUCCCGAAUUCCUAUUGGCCGAUUUGAGCAUCACCUGGCUCUUUCAUUCACGUUCAUGCAUCUUUUCACCGCUGGAGUCAUUUUAUGUGUCCCACCAACAUGCCUUCCAUACAGUCAGCUGGCUAGCGACUCGAAAUCCGGGGUUUUGAGAAUCAUCUCUGCAAGUCGAGCUCUGGAAAGGACCAAUAGCAUUGCUCGAUACACUAACCAGCUUCUGACGAAGCUCUACCGAAAAACGAUACAGCAUGAGAUGGAAAGUGCCUUGAGGAAUGCAGAUCCUGAGACUUUUGCCUUGGCCUCUCAUCGAAGACCAAACAACGUGCUGCCCGUGGCAUGGACAGAGACUUCUGCCGCACGGCCUGGCAUUAAUUCCAAGGUGUCACCGUCGCUCCAAGUAUCUCCCGCAGAAACCGAUUACGACGCAGCACCGGUACCCGGAAGUUGUGGCACGGCUGACUUGGAAGGGGAAACACGGCUUGGUCUUGACAUGAGCACACUUGACGCUUCUGCUCAACCUGCUUUCUCCUAUGCACUCUUUGAUUCGGCUCAACGCGAGACCUUUGUCCCGUACAUUAAUGACCACUUGGAGGAGGCCUUUGGCGCCUUUGAGCAGAUGUUUGAUCUCAAUUUUUCGACCCAUUCGCCUUACAACGACUUUGGAUACAAUAAUCCAUUUGCAUGA